Wyeomyia smithii (pitcher-plant mosquito) is the source of this 1435-nucleotide messenger RNA. RefSeq lists its product as uncharacterized. Gene Ontology annotation, molecular function: odorant binding; olfactory receptor activity. The transcript is spliced from 6 exons. Gene Ontology annotation, biological process: sensory perception of smell; detection of chemical stimulus involved in sensory perception of smell. The record is from RefSeq and is a predicted model, not a curated record. NCBI's taxonomy places the organism in Eukaryota, Metazoa, Arthropoda, Insecta, Diptera, Culicidae. The coding region runs from base 1 to 1179 and encodes 392 amino acids. Gene Ontology annotation, cellular component: plasma membrane.
AUGAAGUUCUUCGAGCUGACAGAACUUUCAUCACCAAUGCCAUACCUAUUAAGGGUUCUGGAAAUCGUAGGACUUCGAGGUUCCUACACUCAACAGGCUCGGUUUGUGAUUUUGGCCCUGUGGUCAGUGCUGAUAAUAGUCAUACCGAAAGUGUUUUUGGGCUACCGUGGCCAGAUCGAUUUAAUGAUCCGCGGUUUGUCUGAACUGGUUUUCCAGCUCCACCAACACGUACGAAUGGCAAUAAUCUACUGGCAAAUGGCAGAACUGGAAGAGAUUGUUAAAAUACUUAAAAAAGUUUUCAACAACGUUCGCGCCACGGGUUUGGAUGGCGAGUUGAACAACAUGGUGGACGAAACCAAUCGCAAGGUUGAUAGGAGUGCAAAAAUGUACUCUAUCUAUGUCACAAUUGCGGUGAAUGUGUUUUUUAUUUGUCCCGUGUUGCAGACAGUCGCGGUAUGUUUCAUUAAUCGGAAUCGCAACGCCACAGAAUCCAUCGAUUACAUACUUACAAUGGAACAAGAAUUCUAUGGCUUGAAUAUCCACAAGAACCUGCUUCAUUAUGCGAUAUUCGAGUUCUGUAUUGGCAUCGUUCACUACUGGACCGCAGUAUCAUUCACGUUGGGUGGAAUCGUCGUCUAUUGUCCCAUUGCUUACAUAAUGCUAAUAUUCAAAAUGGUAACGACCAGGUUGGAGAAACUUCAUCGAUUAUCCGGUGCAGCUUUGCAGCAUGAAGUGUCCAACGUUAUCGAUCUGCAUCUGGACGGAUUGAAAUGCAUCGAGCAUUUAGAAAGGAUUGUUACCCUACCAAUGCUUUCACAACUUUUUGCCUUUGUACUGAUUCUGUCUUUGAUGGUUCUGUAUAUCAGAAAUAAUCUCGAUUUGAAUGCCGUUUCUUUAGCAGUUUUGUUAAUAGUUGUGACAGCGGAAACAUACAAAAUUUGUGAUUUGACAACUAAUCUUUCUAUGGAGAGCUUUGCAGUAGCUGAUGCUAUUUAUAACAGCACUGAUUGGUAUCGACUGCCUGCCGACACUCAAAAAGCGUUGUCAAUGAUGCUGCUCAGAGCCCAAAAGCGGGAGGGGGUGACUGCGGCCAAGUUCAGCUACAUGGAUAUCGAACGCUUCGGUAAGGUGGUGCAGACGUCCUAUUCAAUCUACAUUGUUUUGAAGGAUAGUAUUUAGAGAGCUCGACGCCUUCGAAUGUAUCAGGUUUUUAAUAAAUAUUAUGCUCUGCGUAUUCCAAAAUACUGGAGUGAAUAUCAGCGGUCGUGUCGAUUGUAAAUAACGCGGAGUCCUACAAUUUCCAAAAACUCUACCAGACAAUGCAUUGCUGAGGCAUGUUCUUUCAGCUAAAAGAACGAUAAAAAUCGAUGCACUUUUCGCUGGAGAAAUAACCAAGAGUUAGAGUUACUCAUAGAGAUGAAUAAAUGCCUGUCAC